Messenger RNA from Colletotrichum phormii, 1353 nucleotides. RefSeq names its product 3-hydroxyisobutyrate dehydrogenase. The coding region runs from base 200 to 1210 and encodes 336 amino acids. The record is from RefSeq and is a predicted model, not a curated record. The transcript has 3 exons. Gene Ontology annotation, biological process: L-valine catabolic process. Lineage: Eukaryota; Fungi; Ascomycota; Sordariomycetes; Glomerellales; Glomerellaceae. Gene Ontology annotation, molecular function: NADP binding; NAD binding; 3-hydroxyisobutyrate dehydrogenase activity. Gene Ontology annotation, cellular component: mitochondrion.
GCUUGCUCCCCCGCAGCGCGCAGGCGGGUGAAGUGGAAGGAAAAGCUGGGGGUUACGACCGGCUGGAAUGCCGUCUCUCCUCUAACUUUGAGAGCAUUGAACACUUGCAUACUUUGCUCUGAGUUUAGUUGUGCCUUCUACUUUACUCUACGAAAGCCCUGCUUGUCUUAUCAUUUGAAAUUGGAAUACAUUUCACAAGAUGCGGGCGGCUUCGACAUUGCGAGCUCUGCCGAGAUUCGUCCAACAACAGCGCGGCUUUGCGACAACGCAGCGGCGGUUGGAGAGCUAUGGCUUCAUCGGCUUAGGACAAAUGGGUUACCAAAUGGCCAAGAACCUGCAGUCCAAGCUGACUCCCAAAGAUGAGAUUCGCAUCUUUGACAUCAACAAGGAUGCAGUCUCCAACCUGGCAAAGGAGAUGGACCAAUCUCAGACCGGCGGCGCAAAGGUUGCUGUUGUUGACACUGCACGAGAUGCGUCAAUUGAAGCUGACACCGUCAUCACCGUUCUCCCCGAACCAUCCCACGUCAAGGCAGUCUACACCUCCAUCCUCAAAGACCUGCCCUCCCGCAAGCGCACCUUCAUCGACUGCUCCACCAUCGACCCCUCCUCAUCCCGCGAGGUAGCCGCCUCUGUCUCAGCCUCGACCAGCAGCCACGGCACCUUUGUCGAUGCCCCAAUGUCCGGCGGCGUCGUCGGCGCCACGGCCGGCACGCUUACCUUCAUGCUCGGCUGCGACGCUACGCACCUGUCCGUCGUUGAGCCGACGCUCCUCCGCAUGGGCCGGCGGGUCCUACACUGCGGACCGCAGGGCACGGGACUCUCUGCGAAGUUGGCGAAUAAUUACCUUCUGGCCAUCAACAAUAUUGCCACGGCCGAGGCGAUGAACCUGGGUAUGAAGUGGGGUCUUGAUCCCAAGGUUCUCGCGGGCGUCAUCAACGUUAGUACGGGCAAGUGCUGGCCGAGCGAGGUGAAUAACCCCGUCAAGGGCGUCGUUGAGGGCAGCCCCGCGGGGAGAGAUUACAAGGGCGGCUUCGGGAUCGGGUUGAUGCGCAAGGAUCUCGGUUUGGCUGUCGUUGCUGCGCGGGAGGCGGGUGCCACGUUGGAGUUGGCGGGCAAGGCGACGGAGGUGUAUGCUUCUGCUGAGGCUGAGGAGACGUGUAAGGGGCGGGACUUUUCUGUUGUCUAUCGGUACCUGGGAGGCAAGGAGUGAAGGAAAGGCAUCCGUCAAGCUGGGAUGUUAGAUGUGUUUAGAUCCUUUCAAAGAUGCACUUACCGAAACAACGAAAUCAUUCAUCGGUAGAUAUCAGACCAUCCCGCAGUUGAAGGGCCUGGAAGAAGUCGUUUGUUCUUCCU